Ictalurus furcatus (blue catfish) is the source of this 5230-nucleotide messenger RNA. RefSeq lists its product as uncharacterized. The record is from RefSeq and is a predicted model, not a curated record. The coding region runs from base 1997 to 2611 and encodes 204 amino acids. Gene Ontology annotation, biological process: spermatogenesis. The transcript is spliced from 4 exons. NCBI's taxonomy places the organism in Eukaryota, Metazoa, Chordata, Actinopteri, Siluriformes, Ictaluridae.
CCCCUAUGAAUUCAUAUGAGAAAAAUAUAUUUGAAGUAUAUUCCCAUUGAUAUUUUACUUUUUUAUUUAGUCCACCUGGGUGACUAGGAACAGGAAAUUGUUCAACCGUGACUGGGGUAUAAAUAUGAGGUAACACAUAGGCCAAAUUCCCCUAGUCAUUCAUAACAAUGUGUUAGACCAAGGAAUGUAGCUGUGAUGCGCGGCAAAAGGUUGUUGAGCUUCACAAAAUGGGAAGUGGCUAUAAGAAAAUAGCACAUGCAUUGAAAAUGCCCAUUUCCACCAUCAGGGCAAUAAUUAAGAAGUUCCAGUCAACUGAAAAUGUUAUGAAUCAACCUGGACAUGUGUCUAUAUCGUCUCAACGCACUGUAAAGAGGAAGGUUCGAGUGGCAAAAAAAUCUCCAAGGAUCACAGCUGGAGAAUUGCAGAUGUUAUUUGUGUCUUGGGGUCAGAAAGUCUCCAAAACUACAAUCCGAAGUCACCGACAUCACCAGAAGUUGUUUGGAAGGGUUUCAAGAAAAAAAGCCUCUACUCUCAUCCAAAAACAAACUCAAGCAUUUUCAGUUUGCCAGACACUACUGGAACUUCAAAUGGGAUCGGGUUCAACGGUCAGAUGAAACCAAAAUAGAGCUUUUUGGGAAUAAACACCAGAGGUGGUUUUGGCGCACACAGAGAGGUAGCCAUAUGGAAAAGUACCUCAUGCCCACAGUUAAAUAUGGUGGUGGCUCUUUAAUGCUUUGGGGCUGUUUUUCUGCCAGAGGACCUGGACAUUUUGUUAGGAUACAUGGCAUCAUGGAUUCUAUCAAAUAUCAACAGAUAUUAAAUGAAAUCCUGACUGCCUCUGCCAGAAAGAUUAAAAUGGGCCGUGGUUGGAUCUUCCAGCAGGACAAUGAUCCAAAACAUUCAUCAAAAUCAACACAAAAAUGGUUUACUGUCCACAAAAUCAAGGUCCUGCCAUGGCUGUCCAAGUCUUGAUUUGAAACCCAUAGAAAACCUGUGGGGUGAACUGAAGAGGAGAGUCCACUAGUGUGGACCUCGGAAUGUGAAGGAUCUGGAGAGAUUCUGUAUGGAGGAACGGUCUCAGAUCCCUCACCAUGUAUUCUCCAACUUCAUCAGGCAUUAUAGGAAAAGACUCAGAGCUGUUAUCUUGGCAAAGGGAGGUAGCACAAAAUAUUGACUAAAAGGGUGCCAAUAAUUGUUGCACACAUAUAUUUAACAAAGUUAUUUUUUUUCAUAAACCUUUGUUAUGUUUGCAAAACAAAAGAUCAAAAGGUUAAAUAAUAAAGACAAUUUUUCGCAGCCUUCUUUGCUCAUAUUUACUAAGGGUGCCAAUAUUAGUGGAGGGAACUGUACAUAUUGGAACCAGUUGCACAAGACAAAUCUUUGCAACUCACUGACAAUAAACUAUUUUUCUAAUCACAUGAAACAUUUUGUUAACACAGAAGGUCAGAUCCGAAUCUACAAAUGUUCGUUCCAGCUGUACAGUAUUUAUGUAUAAUCUUCCUAAAACCUAGAGAGCGAGGGGUUUGAGUUGCACAAUCCACAUCCAGCCAACAAUGGCAGCUCCUCUCUCAAAAGGAGCAGCUUAAAUAUUCAUAAGGUAACCCACACCUGUUUCCAGGUAACCGAUGCUGGACUCCUGAACCGUGGCAGUGUGUCUAUGUGAGGGAGUGAUCAGUGCUGCAACUGUUUCUCUCAUUCUCCACUUCAAUCAGUAACCAGGGCUUCUGCAAGCAAACCUGAAAGAAUACAAGAUCAUGAAGGAUCUCUGACCUGGAUUUUGGACUCAUACUACCACUACCACCACCACAACCAUCUCUGUCCGUCUCUAGGCCUAUUGUUUGAAAGGUUUUUUUUUUUUUUGUGCAGAUGGACCAUAGACAGCGUUGAGAGCGUCUAAAUUCAGCAGAAAGUCUGGAAUUCAGUCGAUGGUGGUUUGACUGGACAUUUGAGGGACUUCUCGUUCUCAGUUUUCACUUCACCAGGGGUUUUGGAAGAAAUGAGCAUGAAUCCACUGUGGAAAGUGUACAAGAGCAAGGUGAUGAAGACCCUCAACCCUGACACUGAGGAAGAGCCUGCUGAAGAGGUGUGUGAGACAGCAGAAGAAAUGACUCCAGUCCAGCACGAUGAAGGACCAAGCGCUGUGUCUCAGCUGGCGAAAAGAGUACAGGGCGUGGGGACGAAGGGCUGGAAAAGUAUGACUGCUCUAUUUAAUAAAGACGAUGAGCAUCAGCUCCUGGAGUCUGAGACUGAGAGUCAGCCGGUACCGGACCACCCACUGGCGGUGAAACCAGAAGAGCCGACGCGACCCAACAAACGCAACACAGGAUUCUGGGACACCUUUGCCACCAAGUGGAACCAGGCAGAGGCUAUGAAACAGGCUGAAGCAGCGGAGGUGGCCGGUGAGGGCGGAUCCGAUGGGAGGAGUCAAGAGGAAGCGGAUCAGGCAGGAGUGGAGAACACAGCAGGAGAAGAUGGAGGUGGCCAGGGCAACAGCUUCUCCAAAUAUGCCUCUCUGGGCGGGGCCAAUGAUGAUACACCUGCCUUUAAAUGGAACUUUGUGACCAGCAAGCUGGCCGAGCUGAAGAGCAAAAGCACAAACAAGAGCAACUAGCCAACAACAUAAGAGGACGCCAGAGACAGAAAAAGAAAAAAAACGGAUGGAAUUUAGUCUGUAUCUGCUCUCUCUGAAUCUAUAUGGCUUCCGCCUUUACUUGAUGUACUGCUGCAUGACACACACUCUUCAGGGAAUUAUGCACAACAGGCACUAUUCAAGCUACAAUCACAUAAAUAACAUGGUGUGCAAUCACAAUAUGUUCCUGAAGGCAGUUUUGCUCUUUAGUAUACGGUCAUUCUAUCUCAAGUGGUCCAAUGCAGGUUGCUCGACUGUUUUUAAUUAAUUUUUUUUUUUUUUUGAGUGAUUACCUCUAUGUAUUGCCAUUGCAAAACCACCAUUUUUUUUUGUUUGUUUGUUUUCAUUUUACUUGGUUUAACUACGAUGGUCAUCUUUGUGUCCUGGCACACAAAUUUUGGUUUACGGAAAGCUCAAUAUCACGGCUCAGGAUGGGCUAGCUCCUCGGAACAAAAACUGAUCUCUAGAGCACAGUACAUGUACAUAUAUAAACAUUUUGCACACUCAUGUUCCUUUGACUUAGAACUUAAGUCCAAAUUUAGCGCUCAAGAUUGCUCACAGUUCCACAUUUACGGUAAAUUUUUAACGGCAAGGGUUCGAGUCUCCAUCUUAAUUUUUUUUUAGGGGAUACUUAGGUAGGUAUAGCGUGCAUGCAUCAGGUUUGAGACUUCUCUUAUUUAUGGGGGUGUGAAUUUGCAGGUUUUUUUUUUUUUUUUAAAAUUCCCACCACUUUCCGGUUGAAUAUCUCUGGUGGGGGACCAGAUACGAACGUGAAAUUUUCACAAAAACAAGUCCUCUAUAAUACCAUUCUGCUGUAAGAAUUGUGAGUUUGAGGUUGGAGGUAAACUUUGCAGGACAGUAGACCUCGUGGGCCAGAUUUGAAGAACCAGCCUGAUCUGUCAUGUUGGUACAGGUGUACAGUUGUUAUGUGUGAGUAGAUUGUAACCAAAUAUGGAAUCACAGUGAUCAGUUGGGCGUUUUACAAAUGAACAGUGUCAUAAACUGAGCUGUGGUGUUGUUUCUCCCGUGAUAAAAGCAGUAAGUGACUGUAGUAAAAGUGUCUGUAGUAAAAAUGAAAAAACAGUCAAGCAACCAACUUUGCAAUUAUUGGACCACUUGAGAUGGAAUAACCCUAUAAGAAACAUCCCUGUUAUUUUGCACUAUAAGUAUAGUCUAGUUUAGUUUUAAUCCUGCUAGUAUUUCUGUGGAUUCUUUUCCUUCGAACCAUCUCCCAGACCUGAAUAACAUAAUUGUAACCCCAUCAUCUUGAACAAGUCAUCAUAUAAGUAGUCAUAACAUGCUUUAUACCUUUGUUAAUCCAUUGAAUAAGUAGCUACAGCCUUAACACUGCUGUUACAAUAAUGCUAAUUUCUGCUAGUGCAGCUAUAGGAUUUACAAUAUCAUGUGUUGCUGCAUUUGUAUGAUUAUUGUACUCAAACAUAAGAAAAACAUGAUCACUGACUUAGAAAUAAACAAUUGAAUGGCUCCUCGUGGACGUUCUGAUGACAUAAGCACACUUGAAUUCACAGACAAAAUGGCGACAUACACAGUGAACGCUAAGCCUUAGCCUUUUAGGAAACAUGUUUCUGGUUUUCAACAUAAUACAGGUGAUUUGUAUUUAACAACACUACACGAAAUUUAGUAUGUUGUGCUAGCAAUGAGGUUUUUUUUUUUUUUUCUAGUAUCACAUGAUACCCUAGAUGGACACCUAAAUGGUUUAAAGUAGAAAAUGUAAAAUAUUGUAGUAAUUAAUGUAGUCCUGGUCAAAUUUCACAGGUUUCCAUGAAUUAUCUAUGUUUUGGCAUGCAUGUAUGAGCACAACAGAACGUAGCAUUAUCAUCAAGCUAAUAUGUAGUGGUCUUUAUUUACCACAUCAACAAGCUAACUGGAGUCAUUUCUGAAUUAGCAUGCCUAUAGUAAACACAUUGACAAAUAGACAGUAUUAAAAUCGACAAAAGCAAACACUGUAUAAGUCAAAAUGGCUGCUAGAUGGCGAAAAAUACAUGGUAAUGUAACAAUAUAAAUGAGGUUACGAAUGGUAGCGUGGGCACAAAGAAUGCACUUUUGUCCAGGAGGAAAAUGGGAUCAUGUGAGUUCUGCUUAUUUUCUGCUUGUCUUAUUUCCUGUCCUGGCUUCUCCUAAAUUCAGUUUGGUCUAAUAUAUGAAACCAGAGUCAGAGUUUCUGUGUGUGUGAGAGAAAGAGAGCGCGAGAGAGAGAGACAUUUGUUAUGUGCGAACAUUUGCGGAACGUUGUCAUAAUGGUGCCUGCUGUAAGCUGUUUGCUCUCUUCUCUUCUGCUUCAUUCUUUCACCUUACAAAAAAAUUACUGCAAAUAAAGACCAUCGGAUGAAAUCCUUGUUUGUUUUUAUCAUUUCAGACUCAUUUCACGUGUCAUUGUUGUUAAGUUGUUAUUGCAAUUUUGGCUCCAGAUGAACAGAUAAAUCAUAGCUUCCACAUGAACAACGAUAGAAAUCAUUUUAGAGUCUAACAUUUAGACUAAAUAACACGUCUUUAAAUAUAAACAUAAAGCCAGAGCGAGCACGUUUUUUCUUUCUUUCCAUUACAUUCGGAUUCACUGCAGGCUGCUCUUACAGCUAGUCU